Athene cunicularia (burrowing owl) is the source of this 957-nucleotide messenger RNA. It is a transcript of the gene NECAB2, whose product is annotated as N-terminal EF-hand calcium binding protein 2. Gene Ontology annotation, biological process: regulation of amyloid precursor protein biosynthetic process. Lineage: Eukaryota; Metazoa; Chordata; Aves; Strigiformes; Strigidae. The transcript is spliced from 11 exons. The record is from RefSeq and is a predicted model, not a curated record. Gene Ontology annotation, cellular component: cytoplasm. Gene Ontology annotation, molecular function: calcium ion binding. The coding region runs from base 1 to 957 and encodes 318 amino acids.
AUGUGCGAGCAGGCAGCGCGGUACUGCCGGGCCGGCGUGCAGAGGCUCCUGCGCAAGCCUCCGCCGGCGCUCCGCGGGCUGGAUGGGUGCGGGACCUCGAUUUUCAGAAGAGCGGACAAAAAUGAUGAUGGGAAGCUGUCCCUGGAGGAGUUCCAGGCCUUUUUUUCUGAUGGGACACUCAACGAAGAAGAACUUGAGAAGCUCUUUCAUACCAUUGACUCAGACAACACCAACAACGUGGACACCAAGGAGCUGUGUGACUAUUUUGCUGACCAUAUGGGAGACUACGAAGAUGUCUUGGCCUCACUGGAGACGCUGAACCUUUCCAUCCUGAAGGCAAUGGACUACACCAAGCGGGUGUAUGAGAGCGGCAGCAACGUGGACCAGUUUGUGACUCGCUUCCUGCUGAAGGAGACGGCGAACCAGACCCAGUCACUGCUGAGCUCCGUGGAGAGUGCUGUGGAUGCCAUUGACGAGCAAACCAACCCUGCCAGGCACUACCCCAGCAAGGCUGGCCACAGUCUGAUGGACACCUGGUAUGACAACCCCGUCCCCAGCUACUCUCCCACCAGCUGGAUGGUCCCCAGAGAACAUGGGAAGAGCUUCCAGACUGGUUCCCCCGACACCAAGGCAGAGGGGCUGGAGGGGCAGAUCAACAGGCUGGCUGAGCUGAUCGGCAGGCUGGAGGACAAGACUCUCUGGUUUGACCUGCACCAGCGGCUGUCGGACAGCGAGAGCACGGCUUGCACGUACCUCCUCCUGGUGCGGGAUGAGAUGACAGUGUCGCACAAGCACCUGGGCGAGUUUUGCAGCUCCCUGAAGCAGUACCUGAAGAGUGUGGCCGGGGAGCGGGACUGCUUCCAGUGGGUACCGCCGGCAACCAGGCAUCGGGGCAUGGGGUACCUGAGCAACUCCCCAGUGCCUGGCCUCAUCACCGACAUCCAGGCACACCACUGA